UGUUAUUUCAACUACUAUUGUGUUUCACAACUACGCAUUUCUUUAUCAACAGAUCUCGUUUUAUUUUGUAUAAAAUACCUACUCUAUGCUACAUUCUCAACCGGAUUUUAGAGCAUCACAUUAGGUAAGCCUACACACAUAUUCGUGUGUAUCUUCUUAUAUUCUUACUUUAAUACUCCUAUCUGUUCGUCUUCUCGCUCAAGACACAAUGAAUUUCUUCGGAUCAUUCUUCUACUCUUCCGCUCUCUCCGCUCCUUCUUCCCCCUACUUUCCCUCUCCCCCUCCUUCCCCUCCCUCCCUGACCAACCUCCCGUCCCCCACCGAAGAGCUCUGCGACCGCUGCUACCGCAUCCGCUACAGGGCCUUCCGGCCCGAACCCCUGGACCCGAGCAACCGGUCGCACUGCGCCAACUGCUUGAAUCCGCUCGGUUUGAUGGCGAGGAGGGAUAGCCUCGGCGGUAGCUGGUCUGAGGUCGGGAGUAGCUCUGGUGAGAGCUGGGUUGAUGUUGCGGAGGAGGUGGGGACGCGUGAUUUGGGGGAGUCUACUUGGACUCUUGUUUCUGAGUCUGAGUUGUAUUCUUCUGGUGAUGAGCGGAAGGAGGUGAAGGGGCGGAAGAAGGGGGGUGGUGGUAAGGAGAAGGAGAAAAAGGUAGGUGAUGGUAAGGAGAAACAGAGAGAUGAUGGUAAGGAGCGCAAAGAAGGCACGGGGGGCCAGCCCCCGAAGGUCAGAAAGUUGAAGCCUCGUCCCAGUCCUGCUGUUUAUGCGGCGAGGAAGGAGCAGGCUGUUUCUGCUGCUCCUGAGAAGGAUGGGAAGAAGGAGGAGGAGGUCAAGAAGGAGGGGGAGGAGAAGAGUGAAGAGGAGAAGAAGUAGGGGGGUGAGGAGAUGGUCUCGUUCGAUCGUUUGCGCUUCGGCGCUUGUUGUCUAGACGAGCGGUGUUCAGAGUACGAGGUUGGAUGAUGUUGAAUGGGGGCCUGAGCCGAGAAGUAGGUUUUCUACCUUGUACUAACCUAAGUACUUAUCCAGGUAAGCCCAAUGUCCCCAAUGAUGUGAAAAUCCCAUGUUAUGCCUUACCUGGAUAUAUU
Annulohypoxylon maeteangense is the source of this 1083-nucleotide messenger RNA. RefSeq lists its product as uncharacterized. The record is from RefSeq and is a predicted model, not a curated record. Bases 209 to 871 code for a protein of 220 amino acids. Lineage: Eukaryota; Fungi; Ascomycota; Sordariomycetes; Xylariales; Hypoxylaceae. The transcript has a single exon.